Molecule: messenger RNA, 483 nt
Organism: Penicillium egyptiacum
Lineage: Eukaryota; Fungi; Ascomycota; Eurotiomycetes; Eurotiales; Aspergillaceae
Source: the annotation of a GenBank genome assembly
AUGCCCCCUUCCAACAUUGGGGCCAAGGCCACAGCCGUGGUGGCAGGCUCAUUUCUCACAGGUGCCAUGGUCUGUCUCUCGGGGGUUGUCAUCCCUGUCUUCCUCGACACUGAUACCGAUGCCACGCACCUGCUGCGACAAUGGGUACGUGUGUAUCACUACGGCCACAUUUAUAUGCCGGCAAUUUGCGUCGCAACUUGUGGCCUGUACGGAUACAUAGCCCUUAAUUGCGUGCAAAGGCGGACCUACAUGCUGGCCGGUCUAUGCACGUUCACCAUGGUUCCAUUUACAUGGAUCUUUAUGGCCCCAACCAACAACGAUCUAUUUCAUUUAGAUGGACUGAGCACCCUGUCUUCUAUUGAACUCGAAUCGGUGCAGGGUAUCGUGAUAAGAUGGUCUUGGUUACAUUUAUUUCGGUGUCUGUUUCCUAUGGCUGGUGCUCUACUGGGCUUCUCGAGGUUGCUGCAGGACCUUGGGGUAUAA